Manihot esculenta (cassava) is the source of this 2016-nucleotide messenger RNA. Its product is annotated as CRIB domain-containing protein RIC7. NCBI's taxonomy places the organism in Eukaryota, Viridiplantae, Streptophyta, Magnoliopsida, Malpighiales, Euphorbiaceae. The coding region runs from base 1340 to 1762 and encodes 140 amino acids. The transcript has 4 exons. The record is from RefSeq and is a predicted model, not a curated record.
AUUAUUGUCUUUACAUGGCUUUGAAUUGAUUUGUAAAUUUAAUCAAAUUGAUUUGAAAAUAAUUAAUAAGCAUCCAAUCCAUAUUCAUUCAUGAAAGGGAAAGGAAAUGUAAUUAUAUCGGAAGAAUUUCCUCCAACGAUGAAUUUGUUCAGACAAAAAUAUGGUUCACAUUGCCAUUAAAUUGAGGUGUUAUAACCCUAAUUUUAUUAGUAGUCACCAAAUUUGUUAGCGAUUUCAACCUUCAUUGAUAUGAGAAUAUCCCAACAUACGUUGGCAUUAGUUGAGUGAAAUUAACUGAAAUAAUUCAUCUACACUAAAACGAAUUAAAUUGAGAUAAUUUUUUAAGAUAUUACAUAUGGACGGAUCUUGUUUACUUUCUUGACAGUUUUAGAAACCACAUUUAAUUAAAUCUCAAUGGUUAAGCUAUUAAUUGUACAAAAAAAUAAAAUCUUAGCAUGUAAUUAGAAAAAAAAAUCUAUUUUUUUUAAAUAAAUGAUUGGAGGAAUGAAAUUCAAACCUGAACCUAGAGGUGCUUUUAGCCAUUAUAUUAAAACUAGGCUUGACAAAAACAGAUUCACAUUUUCUUUAAUCAUGAAUACAAUAUUUAAAACCCUAGGGCAAUUGGACCUUUGGUUUAGGAGCUCUCUUGUGAUUUGGUCUAUGGUAUCUGUUUGGGUCUUCUCUUAUUGUAUAUAGUCCUAUAGAAUUUGCAAAAAUCAAAUAUAUAAUGCAUUGUAAAAAAAUGAAAAGCAAAAAUCAUGACAGACCUCGGCUAAAACAAAUCCAGGUUAAAACUAAAAAAUAUAAUUAAAAUGUAAAAAGGGAAUAAUCUAUAGUCAAAAGAGGAGGGGAAACGCUAAAAAUACGAAAUUUCUUAUUCACACUUAUCUAAUUUAAAAUUAACAAAUUUUUAAUUAGUUAAGUAUAGAAUGCAAAAAUUUUCUAUAAAGACAUACUGAUAGCGGUUGUUUGACAACCGAAUUUCCCGCGUUUUCAUUAUGAAACCGUUAACUGCUAAUAGGAAUAAAUGGAUGUAUUAAAAACUUUUCCCAAAUUUAGGGCAAAAAGCCAUCGAGAUACAAAUUUUUUAGGUCACCUUCUGGUUUUGAUUGGCAACUCAAACAAAAUUCAUACUAAAAGCCCAUUCGUUGCAAUUGCAAAUUUGGAGAUUUCCCAAUUCAAUUGUCUCCCUUAUCUCCCCAUGGGGGAUUGAGAUUUGCACGAGAAAACUCCAUUACUGGUUUAAUAAUAUGACGGGCGGAUGAUUAUCUUAUGAUUAAGAUUUGUUUUUUUCUUUCUUUUAUUUCUCCAUUCUUAAUUUAGAAGCACCACAUAAGAGAUGAAAGGUUUCUUUAAAGGUUUCAAAUAUGUCUCGCAAAUAUUUGAUGAGAAAGAACCUGAAUUGCAAAUUGGGUCUCCGACAGAUGUAAAGCAUGUUGCUCAUAUUGGAUGGGAUGAUUCCUCUGCCUCCAAACCAAGCUGGAUGAAUGAGUUUCAAUCUUCUUCAAAAACCUCAAAUGGGUCUGCAAAUUGUGAGGAAGAUUUGAAGAACUCCCCAAUGCUUCCACCCUCAUCAGAUACAAGCCAAAUUGAAAAGCCAAAGCGUAAGUCUAGACGCGCAGAUUCAACCUUGCAUUCCCCACAUCGUAGAAGCACUGAUGGGUCAAAGCAAUCCAGGAACCAAUGCUCUUCAAACAAUUCAAUGGAUUCUCCAGGUGGUGCCCAAAUAACUGAACGGCAAAUGAAUUUGUCUUGCAAUUGAAUCUCCAGCACAGUCCAGGGGAAAAAAGUCCAAGGAAUCAAGAUCAAAAUACAAGAAAUCUCCAGUAGGCAUCACUGGUUUUGGAACUCAGGGUCUGAAACUGUAUUGGAAAUGAACAGUUACGUGAACCAAGUUCAGUUUUGGAGGCAUGUAGAGAAGGAUGAGAGGAAUGCAGUAACGUGUACAUAAUAGCUUUAACAAUUAACAUGAUGCUCUGCUAUGAUGAUAUUAUUAUAUUUCAGUUUCUACUUUAA